CCAGCUGGAGUCCCUGAACUGGAGAGCAGAAGCAGGAGAAGGAAGAAGACGAGGAGGCAGAAGGGACUACUAUGGGGCAGAGGUUGGGCACCAUGGCAUUGCUCUUUGUCACUCUGGGGUAUCUGCUCAGGUCCCUAACUGCAGAAGCUCCAUGUGAAACCAUUUACCAGGAUUUCUCUGACUGCAUCUUAAAACUGGGGGAAAACAUGGCCAGCUAUGAGGAGGAAGAGGAAAAGAGCCAGGUGCAAGGAUUGCUUCCUGUCUGUAGAUAUUGGGAUGAGUUUCAUACUUGUGCCAUGACUGCCCUUUGGGAGUGCCAGAAGGAGGCAGUGACUAUCUGGGAGAUGUUAAAAAGGGAAUCUAGGAAGAUCAAAUUUGAAGGCAGCCUUUUCGACCUCUGUGCACCCAGCGACUCCCAGAAUCUCAGUUCAGUGCAGUUUCCAACUACAUCUCUAUUAUGCAUCCCUCUUAUGGUUACCUGGCUUAAUUUAUAA
Molecule: messenger RNA, 494 nt
Organism: Sceloporus undulatus (fence lizard)
Lineage: Eukaryota; Metazoa; Chordata; Lepidosauria; Squamata; Phrynosomatidae
Product: neuritin-like
Exons: 3
Coding region: 72-494 (140 amino acids)
Biological process (GO): neuron projection extension; nervous system development
Cellular component (GO): plasma membrane
Source: RefSeq, a predicted model, not a curated record